ACGAAGUAUGGACUUUUCUCCAUAAUUUGUAGAACAGUCCUCUUCCAACAGGGCCUUUUGAUUGAGAGAGUUAUACUCCCUUUGAUACAUAAUCCAAACAUAAUUUGUGUAGUUUCUCAUGAAAUUUUGGCAGAAUCCCUGACCCGGCGGAUUUCGUAUUCAAGCUAACUCCACUCACCUGCUGGUUGCCCAUUUAGCAUCUGCCAUCAAAUGAACUACCUGUUCAAACGUCUCCCUCGCAACCGUCUUGCCGCCACUCGCCGGAGCACCCGCCGCCUCCACUCACACCCCCAUCCUCUCCUCGCUACCUUCUCCCGCCUCUGCGCCGAGGGGCCCUUCCCCGCCGCGCUGUCGCUGCUCCUGGACCUCGCCGCGGCGGGCCUCCGUGCGGACCCUGUCUCCCUCUGCUGCCUCGUCAAGCUCUGUGUGCGCCACGGCACGGCCAGCGACGGCCGCCUCAUCCAUCGCCACGUCACUCGCGGGGACUAUGGAGCUCUGGGGCACGGCGGCGGCAGCCUCUUCGUCUCCAACUCCCUCGUCUCCAUGUACGUCAAGUUCGGCCUGCUCGACGACGCGCUCAGGCUGUUCGACGGAAUGUCCCAGAGGAACGUUGUCUCGUGGACGACCGUCGUCGCGGCGCUGGCCAGCGCCGACGGGAGGAAGGAGGAGGCGCUGAGGUUCCUGGUGGCCAUGCGGAGGGACGGGGUGGCUCCCAACGCAUACACGUUCUCGAGUGUCCUUGGCGUGUGUGGCACGCCGGGGAUGCUCACGGCUGUGCACGCCAGCAUUGUCAAGGUUGGGCUGGAUUCGGAUGUGUUUGUGCGAAGCUCCUUGAUUGACGCGUACAUGAAGAUUGGAGAUUUGGGUAGCGGGCACUGUGUCUUUGACGAGAUGGUGACCAGGGACUUGGUUGUGUGGAAUUCCAUCAUUGCGGGGUUCGCACAGAGUGGAGAUGGUGUCGGGGCGAUAGAACUGUUUAUGAGAAUGAAGGAUGCUGGAUUCUCGGCUAACCAGGGCACCUUGACAAGUGUCCUACGGGCGUGCACUGGGAUGGUCAUGCUUGAAGUGGGGAGGCAGGUGCAUGCUCAUGUGCUCAAGUAUGACAAGGACUUAAUUCUGCACAAUGCGCUUCUCGACAUGUACUGCAAGUGCGGGAGCUUGCAGGAUGCAGAUGCCUUGUUCCACAGGAUGCCCCAGAGGGAUGUGAUCUCAUGGAGCACCAUGAUCUCUGGUUUGGCGCAAAAUGGGAGUAGCGUUGGGGCAUUGAGGGUUUUCAACUUGAUGAAAUCUGAAGGAAUCACACCGAACCGCAUAACAAUGAUUGGGGUUCUCUUUGCCUGCAGCCAUGCUGGGCUAGUGGAAGAUGGUUGGUAUUACUUCAAGUCGAUGGAGAAGCUCUUUGGCAUUCUACCUGAGAGAGAACACCAUAACUGCAUGGUUGAUCUCCUUGGCCGGGCAGGGAAGCUCGAUGAGGCUGUGGAGUUUAUCCAUGGGAUGGGCUUUGAGCCGGACUCAGUCAUAUGGAGGACUCUUCUUGGGGCUUGCAGGAUGCACAAAAAUGUCAAUCUUGCAGCAUUCGCAGCCAGAGAAAUCCUUAUACUAGAGUCUAACGACCAAGGUGCUCGUAUAUUGUUAUCAAACAUAUAUGCAGAUCUGCGGAAAUGGACAGAUGCUGAGAAAUCAUGGAAAGCAUUGAGAGACCGAGGGGUGAAGAAAGAACCGGGGCGAAGCUGGAUUGAACUGGAAAAACAGGUCCAUGUGUUCAUUGCUGGUGACUUAUCACACCCAUGCUCGGAUGCCAUAGUUCAGGAGCUGAACCGGUUGAUUGGAAGGAUCAACGCUUUGGGUUAUGUCCCGCAGACAGAAUUUGUGCUGCAGGAUCUUGGAAGCGAGCAGAAGGAAGAUCUGCUGAAAUAUCACAGCGAGAAGCUGGCAAUAGCAUUUGGCACAAUGCGUGCGAUGGAAGGGAAGCCUAUCAGAAUCAUGAAGAACCUUAGGAUCUGUGGCGACUGCCACUCCUUUGCGAAGCUCGUCUCCAAGAGCGAAGACAAGGUGAUCAUCAUCAGGGACCCUGUUCGGUUUCACCAUUUACAGGAUGGAGUUUGCUCCUGUGGCGACUACUGGUAGCCAGGGAUGGUGUUCCACAUUGGCAUCACUUGGUGAGUUUAGUGGUCAAUGGUGACAAGUGCUAUCAUGCUCGCAGGCAUUCUUUGAUCUUUGUGAAGGUGGGUACAGAAAAUGUACUCUCGGUUCAGUCGGUUGUUGCCAGAAUAAUCUAAUUCUGUAUUUAUUGAAAGAAGAGCAAGAAAAGAGAGCCAGUAGUCAAAAAGAGCAAAGGAUAAAGAAGGCAAAAAGAGAGAGGAAAAGGUAGAAAAAGGAAGGCAAUAAGAGCAAAUAGAAGUCAUGGUCCAUGAAAGCCCCUUCUCCUUGGUCCACCUCAUCCACGCAGCCUCGCCACAGGCGCAAGCGCCGAAACAGAACGAGACCAAAGAUUUCGGCGUUCUCCACCGAGCACCAAGCCCCACUGCACCAGCCAUGGCCCGUGGAGGCCACCGGUGACACGGCGCCGAUAGCAAGAGGGCAAAGGAGGAGCGGUGCCAGUGCCGGUGCCGGUGGUGUUCGUGAGGUGCGGCGAGAUGUUGGUGCGGAUAAAGGCGGUGGUUGACAAGUUCGUGAGGGAGCACAAAGUUUCUUGAUGAGUUGAUGUCGAUGCUAUUCAGUUUCUUGUGAUGGUUAACAAGGACUCUAUCCGGUUAUAAA
Phragmites australis (common reed) is the source of this 2760-nucleotide messenger RNA. RefSeq names its product pentatricopeptide repeat-containing protein At2g03880, mitochondrial. Gene Ontology annotation, molecular function: protein binding; RNA binding; zinc ion binding. Bases 211 to 2127 code for a protein of 638 amino acids. Gene Ontology annotation, biological process: RNA modification. NCBI's taxonomy places the organism in Eukaryota, Viridiplantae, Streptophyta, Magnoliopsida, Poales, Poaceae. The record is from RefSeq and is a predicted model, not a curated record. The transcript has a single exon.